CUCGCCGGCCUCCCUACCCGGACCUUCCUCCGUUCCCUCUUCCUCACCAGUGUCAUGGCCUCGCCGCUUCUUACGCCGUGUCUCUCGCUCAUGAAACUCCUCGUCGAUUCCCCCUCCGCGCUUCUCCGCCCUUCCUCCAACUCCGUCAUGGACUACCUCCUCCGCCGCACCAUCUACGACCAUUUCUGCGCGGGCACCAACGAGGUCGAGGUCCGUCAGACUGUCCAGGAGAUGAAGCGCUUGGGCUUCAAGGGCGUGAUCCUGGGGUACGCGCGGGAGUCGAUCGCACAUGUGAGCUCCGAAUCCCACGCGGAGACAAAGGCCGCGUUGCUACAGGAACAGCAACAACAAGCACAGUGGGAGCGGGCUGUCGAGGAAUGGAAGGAAGGGAAUCUGCGGACGUUGAGGAUGCUGGGCGAGGGCGAUUAUUUGGCUGUCAAAUUCACCGGCGCUGGUCCGCUAGCUGUCCACUCGCUCACCCGAGGCGAUCCUCGGCCUCCGCCGCAGAUCGCAGCUGCCAUCUAUGAGAUAUGCGCGGCAGUGGCAGCGCAGAAUUCCCGCCUGUGGAUUGACGCGGAGCAGCAGGUGUUUCAGGCGGCGAUUGACGCCUGGGCGGUGGAGCUGAUGAGGAAGUUCAAUCGGUCUGCUGGGACGGUCAGAGAGGAAACGCCCAUUGUGGUCCUGAAUACUUACCAGGCUUAUCUGAAGCGCUCGGCGGAUAUCUUGGCUGGUCAUCUGCGAUUAGCUCGGGAAGAGGGUUGGGGCGUGGGGGUGAAGUUGGUCCGAGGGGCGUAUAUCGCACAUGAUCAACGGGAUAAAAUCUGGGAAACCAAAGAGGAGACAGAUUUUAAUUACAACGGAAUCGUCCGGGCGUUGGUUGAAGGUUACUACCCCUCGUCGUCUGCCACUUCCUCAAAGGAGGGGUCUCCCGAGGUGGAGGAUCUGCCGACAGUGCGACUGUUUGUGGCUUCGCAUAACGGGGAGAGUGUAACCAAGGCGUGCACACUAUACCAACAACGGCGGAAGGAAGGGCGGAAGACAAUUCCUGUCGAGGUGGGUCAGCUGCAGGGGAUGGCGGACGAGGUGAGCCUGGGUAUGGUUGCUGCGGGCGGCGGUCAUGCGGAAGCGAAACCCGGGGUGUUCAAGUGUUUGGCCUGGGGUUCCACGGAGGAGUGUCUACACUUUCUGUUGCGGAGAGCAGUGGAGAACCAGUCGGCGAUGCAGCGGACGCGAGAUACGGCACAGGCGUUGAGGGGGGAGGCAUGGCGGCGGAUG
This is a messenger RNA of Aspergillus homomorphus CBS 101889, 1275 nucleotides long. RefSeq names its product putative proline oxidase Put1. The annotation marks the transcript as partial. The record is from RefSeq and is a predicted model, not a curated record. Gene Ontology annotation, cellular component: mitochondrion. Gene Ontology annotation, molecular function: proline dehydrogenase activity; FAD binding. The transcript is spliced from 2 exons. Lineage: Eukaryota; Fungi; Ascomycota; Eurotiomycetes; Eurotiales; Aspergillaceae.